AUGGAGGUUCGAAAUCACGUCGAUGACAUUUGCUAUAUCGAGACGUUGUCGAAACACAGCCUUGUGUCACGUUUGGUCAAUUACCAGCCGCUCACUAGCUCGCAGGUAAAGAUCAAGUCGUAUCCGCUGGAGCAGAUCAAAAAUCAACGUGUGCAAGAGUCUCUGGUGGUGCGAGACCUUCUAAACGUGCUCGUGGGAUUGGAAGGAGUAUACAUCAGAUACAACAAUAGUUAUCAGCCCGUUCUAGGCUCACAGGAUGAUUUACGUGGGCCUGACUUCAGAAUAGCUAAAAACAUGGAUCUUUCCCUUAAGAGCUUUGCCAAAUGGAUCGUAAAAUUCGGCAAAAUUUACGUUGUUCUAACCCGCUUCAGUGAGCGUUAUAGUGAACCACUCUAUGGGUCCAUAAUGCACCGGUUGUGUUUUGAGAUUCGCAAGUUCCUAACCCAUGAGUACGUUCGACAAAUUGUUGAUACGGCAGAGAUGGAAUUCCAGAGCAACCCACUUUUCAGCAUUCGAGAAUUGGGGCAGCUUUUAACCCAAAAUUGUGCUCACAAAGCGCAGAUACUUUACGAUUUGGUUCAGAAUAUCAUGCGUGAAAUGAAUCGUCGAGCGCUUAUGGACCGUGAAGAAGCGGAUUUCCAAAACUUUAUACAGGAUUUGAAAAAAGAGAAAGACCUUACAAAUCCAUUUUUCGAUCACGAUCAAAUCAGCUCUGCUUCCUUCAUAACUGACUCAAGGAUAAACAUCCAUGCUCGAGGCGGCGUGAUCCUGCAGAUGAUUCAAGACAAGCUGAAAAGCAACAGAGGGAACGAGCGCAACGUCAGCUUCCUUAAAAAGCUUUUCGAUGAUGUCUCCGUGCAGUAUUGCUCCAUGUUGGAUAGUUGGCUCACUAAUGGAUCCCUGGGGGACCCUUAUGAGGAGUUCAUGGUCGCAGAUACCGCAAAAUCGACACCACGUCAAGAGGCAGCUCGCUUGAAUUCACUAAAUAGUGAACGCCUCUGGGACACACAGUAUGUGAUACGUAAGGACGGGCUUUUGGAUGAUUUCAAUAAUGGCAACAUCGCCUUCAAAGUCCUAAUGACAGGCAAGUUGCUGAACUUGUUUCGUACCUGCUGUGAUUUACAAAGUAUAGUAGACGUUUUACCAGAUGAUAAUAUGAAGCAACCGCUUAAAACGCUACCGCAGGGGACGCAACUUAUGUUAUACGUCGAUCAGCAUUAUGCUCGCGCAAACAAGUUGGCACAGAUACUAUUUUAUAACGGGUACAACUUCCCCCGCGUUCUAAAAGAGUUUCACCAUAGCUUCCUGUUCUGCAAUAAUCCUGGCUUUUUCCGAAAGUUCUUUAAUCGGUCUUUAGUGGAGCUUACCAAGCUUCGAAGUGACUCGGUUCAAGUAAAGCUUCAAAGAACGUUUCAAGAAUACCAAAGUUGCCGAGAGGAUGAACACACCAACGUCGUAUUGCCUUUGUUGAAUCUUCAGCUCGACAAGCAUAGUUUCUACCGUGUUAUCGAACAGUUUUCGUCUGAAACAGCCAAUGGUAAAGACAAUGCAGACCUUUUGCAGGCCCGAAAUUUUGGAAAUCUUCGUGAUUUGCUUCUGCAAGAUUUGGACAUGGAAGAAACUAGUGACGCAAGCAAAUCUAAGAAGGGAGAGUUGGAGUGCUCUAUACAUCACUUACAAUUCGAGAUCAUUGUGCCAUACCCCCUGAACACGCUCAUUUCCAAGACAUGUGUAUUCCAAUACCAAACAAUCCAAAGGUAUCUCUUUCUACUGCACUACUAUAACAAAGUACUGCAAGAUACAUGGUUUGAGAUCAACAAAAACAAAAUCUGGAGGCACCCAGGGUUCAGUAAAGACGUGCAUCAAUGGAUUCGACGAUGCAGAGUUGUUCAUUUCCGGAUGACGCAGUUUAUGAAAUUCAUCUUGGAAUACACCACCCAGGACGUUAUUCAGAGUGGAUGGUCGGAACUUGAACCUCAGAUAACAAAUGCAAGCGCUUCAGAGUUUGAUUUCUCACAUUGCCAAUCGGCACUUCAAGAUCUUUUGACGCAGCAAAUGUCACACUCUCUAUUAACAAAUGCUUCGCUAGUACGAUUGCUAGUGCAAAUUACAGACAUCGUGCACAGGUUUUGUAAAUUUGUUACGUCACUCAGGAAAACUUUGUGUUUAUUGGACGUUCGUUUGUACUCCUACUACCACGGACAGCUUCCAGAUGACAAGCAAUAUGACGAAUCUAUGGCGUUGCAGAAGCUUCAAGAAUUGCAGGAAUACCUGGAUCUAGUUUGGGAUAGUUUCACUCAGCACAAGAACGCUUUUGCCGAAGGUGUACGAUAUUAUUGCAAUCACGGUUCGAUACGAAGUGGACUAAAUCCUGUGUUGUCACUAGCAGAGAGAUUAAGGGAUAUGGAGCUGGAGGGUCGUUGA
Messenger RNA from Lachancea meyersii CBS 8951, 2424 nucleotides. Lineage: Eukaryota; Fungi; Ascomycota; Saccharomycetes; Saccharomycetales; Saccharomycetaceae. The record is from the annotation of a GenBank genome assembly.